UGAAAAGUCAUAUGACUGUGGUUCCGCAUAAUUGGCUACAGUCAUCAACAACAGUCGACGUUGCUUUCGGGAGGUUUAAUCUGAGUUUGGAGUUCUCACACUGAAUAUGUCAGCCUCAUAAACCUGUUUUGGAUUUCAGCUCGUCGUCGUCCUAGGAUAACCAAUGUCAGAUGUCCGUCGCCAUGUCUAGUCUGGAGAGCCCACGGUCCUCUGUGUUUACCUUUGAGUCCUCAGUGCACAGCUGCCACGUGCUGCGUUGCCUGGACGACCAGCGGAGGCGUGACCUGCUGUGUGACAUCACUGUGGUGGCCGAGGGGAGGAGUUUCAGGGCCCACCGUUCCGUGCUGGCCUCCUGCAGCGACUAUUUCACCCACAGGGUCUCCUCCCACGCGCCACAGGGACUUGUCAUCACCCUGCCUCAGGAGGUGACGGUGAGUGGCUUUGAGCCUCUGCUGCAGUUUGCCUACACAUCCAAGCUGCUCUUCAGUAAAGCUGACGUCAUGGAGAUCCGACACUGUGCCUCUGUUCUGGGUUUUAGGGAUCUGGACUCGGCCUGUUUUGACUUCCUGUUGCCCAAGUUCUUCAGCAGCAGCACGUCCUCCUUCCAGAGGAAGACCUGCUGUAAGACACGGUGCAGGACACAGUCCCCCAGGGCAGAGCUUAGUGACAUAGACACUAACAAGGAUGUCUUAGAUGAUGACAAAGGGGUCAAGAAGGUGGUUUCUGAUUCGCCCGUUGAACAGGAUGUGGGUGGCCAACCGGCAAAUGACGAGACGGGAAGCGAAAGCAAAAAUCCCGCCCAUCCUCCUGAAGCCAAUAUCCAAUCAGAUGGCCAGACUGACUACUCCCUGCAGUGGCCCAAGUACCGUAAAUUCCAGCAGGCUUGUGGGAAGGUGAGGUUGUGUCUGGAGGUCUGUGUCCCAGAAACAAACCCUGAUUCCUCAGUGGUGACGGAGGAGGGCUACCCUCUACACUUUCCCCAGUCCUGUCCACCCUGCUCCAGUGGUGGCGGCUUUAGGGAGGGUUCUGCCGUGGAAACUUCUGGAGAAAAAAACUCCUCACUUCUCUCACAGACUGACCAGGAAGGAGAGGUGGAGGAGAAGAUAGGAGAGGAGGGUGAUGAGGGGAAGUGGGAUGAGAGAAGUAGCGAGGCAGAUGAAGAGAACCUAGAGGUGUAUGAGACGAUAGGAGAGGGGGAGAGGGCUUCUGGAGUCGACUGGCUUAGCUCCCUUCUUCCUCUCAUGGAGGUGUCCAGAGGUAGGCCCGUCAACUGUGAAGAGAGCCCAGGGUCGGGUGACGGGACAGCGGGUACACCACCACACCGAUGCCCCCUGGAGGUACCUGGGCUGGGCAAGCAUAGCCCUGGAGUUGUGGGGGGAGGGGUUUGUGUUCUAGGGGGUAGAGGUCACCAUGAAGGGAUAAAUCCAGCUAUCUCCAGCCAGCCACAGACAGAACAGGAGCAGGGAGGGAGAGCGAGGAGAAAGGUGGAGAGAGGGAGAGAACAUGGAGGUAGCGAAUGCGGAGAGGGAGAGAGGAGAGAGCGAGGACGGGAAGAGAGGAGCAGUGUGGAAAGAGAGGUGGCUGAACACUUGGCCCAUGGCCUCUGGUCAGAGCUCUCCUCUCCUCCUCCCCUCGUCCAGGACUUCCUCCCUGGGACUGAGCCUGGGAACCUCCGGAGCAGCAGCCCCCCCUUGGACAGGCUCAACCAGCUGGACAUCAGCUCCAGUACUGGGGACUGUCCCUUCCUCCACGGCCUGGACAGGGGGACAAAAAGAGGGACGGACAGAGGGACAGGGAAGGGGACGGACAGGGGGACAAAGAGGGGGACUGGGCUGGGGUGUGAGGGGUCAUCCCAGUCAGAGAAGAGUCCCUGUGUGUCCUCCAUGACCUCUGGAGACGAUGGAGACUCAGACUGCUUCGACACGGAGGGAGACAGUGAGUCCUGUUCCUACAGCCAGAGGGUCAAGGAGGUGCAGCUCCCGUUCUCUGUGGGUCGUAUCGUGGGGUUGAGCAGGAACGACUUCCAGCUGAUGUUGAGGCACCAGGUUCUGACCAGAGAGCAGCUGGACUUUGUCCACGACGUCCGACGCAGGAGUAAGAACCGCAGCGCAGCGCAGCGCUGUCGCAAGAGGAAGCUGGACUGCAUACACAACCUGGAGUGUGAGAUAGACAAACUGAGGACAGAGAAGGACCAGCUGAUAUCAGAGAGGACCCAUCUGAACCAGAUGAAGCUGAAUACUUGGCACAGUGUGUCUGCUCUGUGUCAGAGGGUCUGCAGCGAGGCCGCCCUGAGACCAGAACAACUCCAGGUCCUAGCCAAGUACACCUCUCCAGACUGCCCUCUGUCUGCUCUCAUAUCCCCCACAGACCCUCCCUCCCCUGGGCUAGGAGGACUACUACAACCCCAGGACUCUCCCUAGGCCUGCUCCUCCUCAAGGCCUAGCCUCGGAUACCUGUCAGAACCCUUUGGAACCUUCGGAGCCCUCAGCCAGCUGCUCCAGGGACACACCCACAGGGGAGGAGCUCUCAGGUGAUUGGUCAAGCCCUCCAGGUAUAUAUAGCUGUGAUCAGGUGACUGAUGCCCCGCCCAUGGAACAGUGUGACCAACACAGGUGUUAGUCUGGACACCUUCAUCACCACUAUCAUCAUCAUCAUCAUCAUCACCACUUUAUGGACUUUCUUCUACAGGCAAAGACCUUCCUCAGGUGUGCACUCUGUUACUACUCCCCACAAAUGUAAAAGCAUUGAGCAAGGACGAUGGAAGCAGGGGUUCGGGAAAGUGCAAUCUUUUCCCGCGAUUGACACGGUUACAUAAAAGCUGACCAGUAUUUCAACCACAGAAAAUAUCUCGUUUGGACACACCUACUCAUUCAAGCGUUUUUCUUUAUUUUUACUAUUUUUUACAUUGUAGAAUAAUAGUGA
Molecule: messenger RNA, 2922 nt
Organism: Coregonus clupeaformis (lake whitefish)
Lineage: Eukaryota; Metazoa; Chordata; Actinopteri; Salmoniformes; Salmonidae
Gene: bach1b
Product: BTB and CNC homology 1, basic leucine zipper transcription factor 1 b
Exons: 5
Coding region: 171-2420 (749 amino acids)
Biological process (GO): regulation of transcription by RNA polymerase II
Molecular function (GO): RNA polymerase II cis-regulatory region sequence-specific DNA binding; protein binding; DNA-binding transcription factor activity, RNA polymerase II-specific
Source: RefSeq, a predicted model, not a curated record